CAUCUCCCCUUAGCCCUCUCUCCCUUUGAGAUUCCAGGUGCUCAGACACAAGCAGUAAUGGGCAAGAUGAGAUCUUUCAAGCAAGAGUACACAUUUGAGGCACGAUCUGAAGAAUCACAAGAUGUCCUUACCAAAUAUCCCGAUCGAGUGCCCGUAGUAGUUGAAAAAUAUUCAAGGACUGACCUUCCUGAGAUGGAAAAGAAAAAAUUCCUGGUUCCGCGAGAUAUGUCUGUUGGGCAAUUCAUACACAUUUUAAGCAGUAGACUCCGACUGACUCCUGGAAAAGCUCUUUUUGUGUUUGUGAAAAAUACAUUACCUCAAACAGGGAGUCUCAUGAAUUCUGUUUAUCAAUCUUUCAAGGCGGAAGAUGGGUUUCUAUACAUGUGUUACAGUUGUGAGAAAAACUUUGGUUAAAUCAACUAGAGAGAAGUGUAUAUCAAGCAUAAACUUGGGCAGUGUACAUUGUUGUAAAAUCCAUGUGAUCCCCUUAUUCUCAAUGCAGACUGAACUUUCCGACUUGAU
Molecule: messenger RNA, 522 nt
Organism: Telopea speciosissima
Lineage: Eukaryota; Viridiplantae; Streptophyta; Magnoliopsida; Proteales; Proteaceae
Product: autophagy-related protein 8i
Exons: 5
Coding region: 58-414 (118 amino acids)
Biological process (GO): cellular response to nitrogen starvation
Source: RefSeq, a predicted model, not a curated record